UCUAAAAUGUUGAUUAAGACGAAAUUUUUGUUUUUUGUCAAAUUUUUCAUCUAUCAAGUGAUUUGUGAAGGCUCAGAAGUCAACGAUGAUCUAUCUCCUUUCAUCUAUUACGGCAAUCGAGCUGCAUUGGGUCAAUUUCCAUUUAUGGUUCUCGUUGUUAAACCCGACGCUAGUUACUGUGGCGGAGCAGUUCUUACCACAAAACACGUCAUUACCGCUGGUAACUGCAUCGCCCAUUAUGAAUCGAUUGACACAACAAUAACUCUCUUUUUCGGUCAAACAAAUCGUGCCAAGAACUCUGACUGGAUUGUGCGACUUUCAACGCAUUUCAUCAUUCACGAGGAAUAUUCUCACGAGUUUUCCGGUCCUGCGGAGUAUGAUAUUGCCAUUCUGGUGCUUCAUGAGCCUCUAACUUUUAGUUCAACAAUUCAACCGGUGCAACUUCCUUCGUAUAAUGAUCGAUAUUAUAGUUCAGAGAUGUUUACUGCUGUUGGAUGGGGCAUCACUGAAAGACGACGCGAAUCGGAUGACUUGCUUUUUGUGCCCUUGAAAGGAAUUUUGCGGGAAAAAUGUCAAAAAAUAAUCGAUGAAAAAAUUCGGAUCCCAUUUACGCUCGACAAAAACUCAUUUUGUGUCAUUCCGCCGGGGAAAAAAUCACGAGGUAUUUGUCCAGGAGACUCUGGAAGCCCAUUAGUGUUGAAUAGCACGCAAAUUUUGAUGGGAAUCGCAAGUUGGUCACCCGGUAGAUGCACAGAACCACCAUUUGUUGCGGGUUUUACGUACGUUUAUAACUUUGUGGAUUGGAUAAAAAAGAAAAUUAGUGAGACUGAUUGA
Culicoides brevitarsis is the source of this 834-nucleotide messenger RNA. Its product is annotated as trypsin-7-like. The record is from RefSeq and is a predicted model, not a curated record. Lineage: Eukaryota; Metazoa; Arthropoda; Insecta; Diptera; Ceratopogonidae. Gene Ontology annotation, biological process: proteolysis. Gene Ontology annotation, molecular function: serine-type endopeptidase activity. Bases 7 to 834 code for a protein of 275 amino acids. The transcript has 2 exons.